Molecule: messenger RNA, 1115 nt
Organism: Nematolebias whitei (Rio pearlfish)
Lineage: Eukaryota; Metazoa; Chordata; Actinopteri; Cyprinodontiformes; Rivulidae
Gene: rpl10
Product: ribosomal protein L10
Exons: 7
Coding region: 47-694 (215 amino acids)
Biological process (GO): ribosomal large subunit assembly; translation
Cellular component (GO): cytosolic large ribosomal subunit; ribosome
Molecular function (GO): structural constituent of ribosome
Source: RefSeq, a predicted model, not a curated record
GAAGCGGAAGUAGUUUCUUCUUCCUUUCCUCCAUUCGAUCGUGACCAUGGGCCGCCGACCUGCCCGCUGUUACCGCUACUGCAAGAACAAGCCUUACCCCAAGUCUCGCUUCUGCAGGGGUGUUCCUGACCCAAAGAUCAGAAUCUUUGACUUGGGCAGGAAGAAGGCCAAGGUAGAUGAGUUCCCCCUGUGCGCCCACAUGGUCUCUGAUGAGUACGAGCAGCUGUCCUCAGAAGCUCUGGAAGCGGCUCGUAUCUGUGCUAACAAGUACAUGGUGAAGACCUGCGGUAAAGAUGGCUUCCACAUCCGCAUGCGUCUGCAUCCCUUCCACGUCAUCCGCAUCAACAAAAUGUUGUCCUGCGCCGGAGCCGACAGGCUCCAGACUGGAAUGCGUGGUGCUUUUGGGAAACCCCAGGGCACCGUGGCCCGCGUGCGCAUCGGUCAGGUGAUCAUGUCCGUGCGUACCAAGGCCCAGAACAAGGAGCACGUGGUGGAGGCUCUGCGCAGAGCCAAGUUCAAGUUCCCCGGUCGCCAGAAGAUCCACAUUUCCAAGAAGUACGGCUUCUCCAAGUUCAACGCCUGCGACUUUGACGACAUGAUAGCCGAGAAGCGUCUGAUUCCUGACGGCUGCGGGGUGAAGUACAUCCCCAGCAGAGGUCCUCUGUCCCGCUGGAAGGUCCUGCACGCCAACUGAACCGCCGCAGACCUUCUGUGAGCCGUCGCCAAUAAACGUGGAUUUGAAUACAAACGGAUUCCUGGCUACGUUUUAUUAAAAACAGUUCAGAUUCGUUUAAGGUUUUUAAUUAAGACGGAAUCAAACAAAACAAAUUCAGUUUCUUACACGAAGCAUCAAAUUGGAUGUUUGUUUUUUUUGUUUUUUCAAAAUCUCCGGUGGGAACCGUCCGGAUUCAGGUCACACAUAAGAUACAAAUCAAAUCCUGCACAAGUCUCUAAGUAUUUAGAUUUUAUGGGUUCAUGAAGCACCGAGGCUUUUCGUGCAGGUGUGCUGAAAAAGCUUCAGUGAUGAGACGUGGACAACUGGAGCUAUAGGAACCUCGAGUUGAAGCACUGACCUGGUUUCAAUCAGCAAAUAAAGUUUAGAGAAGACGGUUAAA